Malus domestica (apple) is the source of this 677-nucleotide messenger RNA. NCBI's taxonomy places the organism in Eukaryota, Viridiplantae, Streptophyta, Magnoliopsida, Rosales, Rosaceae. The record is from RefSeq and is a predicted model, not a curated record.
ACCCUAAACUCGAACCCGACCGUACUGCAACGAACCAACUCAGAAGAUUUUUGUUCUGUUGAGCUGACAAGAAAAGGGGAGAAACAACGAGAAAGUGACAGAAUCUGAGACUCUGAAGUAAAACAUGGUAUGUGGGGUCUUAGCUUCUGCUUCUGCUCCCACACAAGCACUUUCUUCCCCGUUUUCUAAACCCAGAAGCACCAGCUUUUUCUCUGCAUCGUCUUCAAGCUCUGGAAAGGUUCACACAGAUUUGAAGCUCAAAACAGUCGGAUUUUAUGGAAGAAAAGGGUCUCAGAGAAGCAUAUUUCACUGCAGUAGCAGCGCAGGACCCGGUGGACCCGGAUUUGGUGAGGGUGAUAGCAGGAGUGUUCUGGAUGCGUUUUUCUUGGGGAAAGCUCUAGCUGAAGCUAUAAACGAGCGCAUUGAGUCCGGUGUAGGCGAGUUUUUGAGCACGAUUGGUAGGCUGCAAGCUGAGCAGCAGAAGCAAGUUGACGAGUUUCAGGUAAGAAGUUCCAGUUGCCGGGGUUCGGUUUACUCAUGAAUUCUGUCUCCUCGAGAAAUUACUGCUUUACAAAUUUGUUGUCAACCCCUGUUUAUUUCUGUAUGUUGGUCGCUAUAUAUUGACUGUUACUUUUGCCCGUCAGUUUUUGAAAAGCAUACGCUUGAUUUAUUGAUUA